AAUCACUUAACUUUGGCAAAGAAAAUUAUAGCUCCACUAAUUUUCAUUAAUUUUUCAAUUAUUUUCUAAAGUUUAAUAAAUUUCAUUUGCAAAUAUGGAUGAUGGAGAUUUCGAUAAUGAUGAUGUUGGCGGUGAUGAAUUCGAUGAUGUUGAUGAGGAAGACAAUAUCGAUGAUAUUAAUCAAGAGGAGGAAGUAGACAAUAUUGAAAUUAUAGCACCUGGAAAUGCUGGCGGCGGUGUACCAAAAUCGAAACGUAUCACAACCAAAUACAUGACAAAAUAUGAAAGAGCGCGUGUCUUGGGUACGCGAGCAUUGCAAAUUGCUAUGUGUGCUCCUAUAAUGGUGGAAUUGGAAGGUGAAACAGAUCCUUUGCAAAUUGCCAUGAAAGAAUUGAAACAGAAAAAGAUUCCCAUUAUUAUAAGACGAUUUUUACCCGAUCAUUCCUAUGAAGAUUGGAGUAUAGAUGAAUUAAUUAUUGUCGAUCAUUAAAUGUUGGGUGGAUCAAAAGUCGUCGCUUAGAUAUUAAGAUUAGUUUGUAUUUUAAAUAAAAAAAAAACUAAAAUUUUUAACGAA
Calliphora vicina (urban bluebottle blowfly) is the source of this 574-nucleotide messenger RNA. RefSeq names its product RNA polymerase II subunit RpII18 (gene RpII18). Lineage: Eukaryota; Metazoa; Arthropoda; Insecta; Diptera; Calliphoridae. Gene Ontology annotation, cellular component: RNA polymerase III complex; RNA polymerase I complex; nucleus. Gene Ontology annotation, biological process: tRNA transcription by RNA polymerase III; transcription by RNA polymerase I; transcription by RNA polymerase II. The transcript has 2 exons. Gene Ontology annotation, molecular function: DNA binding. The coding region runs from base 95 to 490 and encodes 131 amino acids. The record is from RefSeq and is a predicted model, not a curated record.